Gaeumannomyces tritici R3-111a-1 is the source of this 1752-nucleotide messenger RNA. RefSeq lists its product as hypothetical. Gene Ontology annotation, biological process: double-strand break repair via homologous recombination; DNA damage tolerance. The record is from RefSeq and is a predicted model, not a curated record. Gene Ontology annotation, cellular component: Smc5-Smc6 complex; nucleus. Lineage: Eukaryota; Fungi; Ascomycota; Sordariomycetes; Magnaporthales; Magnaporthaceae. The transcript has a single exon. Bases 60 to 1442 code for a protein of 460 amino acids. Gene Ontology annotation, molecular function: ubiquitin-protein transferase activity.
CAUGUUGGGCGCCAUGUUCCUGACGAUCGCUCCCCCCAGCAGUUUUCGUUCUAUUCCUGAUGGAAACGAAGCAAAGGAGACAAGAGGAUAUGUGGGGCUCAUGCACGACACCACGGGCAGUUGAGGUUAUAGCCCCUCCCUCCGCUCCAGGGUGUGUGCCUGGACGGGAGAAGGAGCGGGUGCCUGAAGCGAGCCGUGCGUGCUUGCGCCCCAUGCCUGCCGUGCCGCUCCCCACCAAACCAGCCUUGCCAAGCACGGACGCGUCUCAAGUCCAAUCAGCUCGCCCGAUGCACUCACCGAGACGCGUAAAGCACACUCACGCCCGCCAGCCAUUGUCGGGCAAGGGACCGCCCGCCCGCGACCACGACGGCCGACGUCCACCGUCCACCAUCCACCACCUGCUCCCACACUCGCCAGUCGGAGCCGCUGCCGACGGCGCUAGAGACAUGUCGUGGGAACCGCCAGUACCGCCCGAAUGGCAGGACGCGCAUCGCGCCUUUUUGCAGGCGCUAAUGGCGCGGGGCAGCAUGACGCUCGACGAGGCCCGCCCCGUGCUGGCGAGCAUCCUCAACCAGAUACACGACAACCCGGACCCCAUCGCCUCGGAUGAGCUGCUGGCCGAGGACGUGGAAAAGUUUGCGCGCCUGGCCCGCGAGGCCGUAUCGCCGCUUGAUUUCGACAUCCGCAAACUGCGCCAUCAAAGGACGAAGGAGCCCGUGUGGGCCUUUGUCAACGUGACGAGCGACCCGAGCACCCAGCUGGCGACCACCCACACCGCCGACGAGAUCUCGUUCGUGAAGCGCCUACUGGACGCCAUAUUCGACACAUACAACAAGCCGCGCCUCGAGCUCAUGUGCCUCACCGAGGACCAGGCCCUGAAGCUGUCGCGCCCUUCGCCGCCGCGCAACGGCCGCGUCAGCCUCGGCACCGACAACGGCGAGGGGCCGGCGUCGCAGGCCACGAACAAGGGCCUCAGACACAGCGAGGUGCUCGCGCUGCUGGCGUCGCUCGUGGCCGAGGGCUGGUUGGAGAAGAGCCGGGCGGGCUACUACGGCCUCACGCCGCGCGCGCUCAUGGAGCUGUGGGCGUGGAUGAACGAGACGUACAACGACCCGGACGCCGAGGGCAACGAGUGGCAGCGCAUCAAGCACUGUGAGGCCUGCAAGGACGUCGUCACGAUCGGCCAGCGGUGCGCGCGCCCCGAGUGCAACGUGCGCCUGCACGACAUCUGCGAGGAGGCCUUUUGGCGGUCAAGGAGAGACCGCGCCUGCCCCAAGUGCCGCUCGCAGUGGGAUGGGGAGCACUUUGUCGGAGAGAGGGCCGUCACGGCGUUGGUGGCCUCCCGCCAGAGCAACGGCAGGGGCGUCGGUGCGAGGAGGAGCGAGACGGUGGGGCCCAUCGCCGAGGAGGCCGAAGAUGACGAGGAAGAGGAGGACGGAUAAGACAGGGUCCUGUCUUUGUUUAGUUUUGCCUACAUAAGCACUUGAGCGGCCUGGCGUUUAUCUUGGUUGGGCCACCUGUUUUGUUUGAUGAAACGUUUUGUAGUCUUUAUGCUCGUCAUGGAGAAGAUGAUACCCAACAGCUAGUUUUACCAAGACCGUCGGUGGGCAUACCACACGACAUUCACAUGGCUCUGGCAGUUUCAUUCUCCCCCAGCACUUGUCGGCGGCGCACAUCUCAGCGCGGCACUUGGUUCCCCCACAAUUGCCCGUCCAGAUGGUGGCUUGGCGUGCAUAAUUCCACCCAACUGGG